Messenger RNA from Plasmodium gonderi, 2442 nucleotides. RefSeq lists its product as hypothetical. NCBI's taxonomy places the organism in Eukaryota, Apicomplexa, Aconoidasida, Haemosporida, Plasmodiidae. The transcript has a single exon. The record is from RefSeq and is a predicted model, not a curated record. Bases 1 to 2442 code for a protein of 813 amino acids.
AUGAAAAUUGUACAUUUUCAAAUAAAUGGAGAAACUUACUUAGAAGCAAUAAUGUCCUUUCUACAAAAAAACCAACGAGUUAACACACAAUCGGUUUUUACCAAUGCUCUUGGUUCACUUUAUAAAAAUGAAAAGAGAAAUUAUUUCAUAGUAUGUCCGACUCAGGAACACACAUCAAAAGGGUGUGAACAGAAAGAGGAAACAGCAUGUAUAAAUUAUAAAAAAGAUAUAAAAGACACCACUUUACAGAAUAUCAAAUUAAGUGUAUGUGAAAAGGCAAAAAAACAAGUAUCAAUACAUAACAAUACUAAUAUGUGUAAGGAAGUAAAGGAAAAAUGGAUUAAGGAAAGUUUGAAAAAAUAUAAUUUAUUUAACGUUUAUCUUGAUAAAAUAAAAAAAUCAACAAGAGAGAAAAAAAAAAAUAAAAUAAUUAAUAUAAAUAGUGUUAUACAUUACGAUGAAUAUGUUCAUAUGUUCGAUAUAAAUUCGUUACUAAUACAUGCAAAGGACAAAUUGAGGGCAUAUAAAAAGAAAAGGCAAAUAUCCAUGAAUAAUAACUUUUUCAUCCAUUUUUUGAAAAUAUUUAUUCGGCUUAACAUCAUUUUAAAUGAUUUCUUUUCUUGUCAUGGUGAAAUAAAAUUUAGGGAAUGUUACACAAGCAUUUUUAACAAAUACUUGAAAAAUAUUCCGCUUUCCCAUAAGAAAACACAACAAAAAAUAUAUGACCAAACUUUUUUUAUAAAUGUUUUACAAUUAGUAAAGAUAUUUAAUCAAAUCCAUUUUUUUAAGACAUUAAAAAGUAUAAAUAUUUCGUAUGUAUUGAACAAUUUAACCUUAACUGUUGCGAAUGAAAGAGGGUCUAUUUAUAAACAGGAAGAAUCAAACUUUUCUAAAAGUAUAGACUAUCAUAAAUUAUUUUAUGAAUAUAUGACCAACGAUUGUGAUGAAAAUGUAGACAAAGAAAAAUUUAAUACCCCAGGAAAAUCGAAUUUUAUGGACAAUUUAAACAUAUUCGGUAACAAAUUAGAGGACUUAAAUGAUAUAGAUGAUGCAAAAAGUUUUUUUUUCUAUAAAAAGGAGAAAAUAAAAAAAAAUUCCCUACAUUCAGGGGGAGAAGAAAAUGUGUAUUUGCUUCGGCACGAUAUAAAUAAGAAAUCGGACAAUUUGCACAAAGAACAUUUGAAUAAUUCACAAGAAGGAAGAAAUGAACUGCAUAAUACACAAGUAUGUGAAAAUGAACUGAGGGUUUCCAAUGACAAAAAAGUACAUGACCAUUUGAAUAAAAAUAAUGAUUUGUUAUACUACUUGAGCCUGACUAGAGGAUUUAGCUAUAUAUUAAAGAGUUUAAUAAAACAUCUAGAUGACGAUGGAGUGGUAAGAUUAUUUAUUCAUUGCUCCAACCUGUUCGACAGGAUGUGUACUGAUAAGGAGGUAUUAUCAUUGUACACAAAAAUGUAUGAGCGCAUUAAAAAAAUGAAAAAUAUUUCAAAUAAAAAUCUUGCAUAUAUUUUGAGUGCAUGCAACAACUACUUUUUAAAAGAAGAAAAUAUAGACCUAUUAAAACAUUUAAAAAAAGACAUACUGUGUAAUAGGACGAACUUAAAGAAUAACGCCAAAAAAUAUUUGAAUAUAUGUAAUAUAACUCCAUCCCAUUUAGAAAAUAUUAUUUAUACAUUUUCAAAGAAUAAGUUGAAAGAAAAAGAGCUUUUCAUAUUGUUUAGCGAAAUUGUAAAAGAAAAAUGUCAUGGGUUCUCAUGUAUAACUACUAUAAACAUAUUAAACAGCUAUACCAUUCUGAAUUAUGAAUCAUUAAUAUUUGAUUUUCUUUAUGCAAAAAUAAAGAGUUUUGAUUUAAUAUCUUUUAUGAUGUGUAAGGGGAGAAAUGUGAUUAAGCUCAUAAAUACAUUACUACUAAUUGAGCAUCGGAAUUUCGAAAGGUGCCACAACAACAGAUCAACUCAGAGUGCUGCUCCUGCAAUAGAUAAAACAGGGGGAAAUAAUAGCAAAAGGAAUGCAUUAACGGAUAUAGAAGUUUAUGUAACUCUCAUUUCUUCUCUAAUAUAUGAGUUAAAAACGUUUAAAGGGGAAAAUUCCUAUGGAAGCAGAAAUAGUGAUGACUGUGGUUAUCUCUCCAAGCUCAACAAUUGUGGUUACAUAGAUGAACAAUCCAUUCUGAGCAUUUAUAAAAAAAUGCUGAGACUGCAAAUAAUUUCCUUGCAAAGCAAACCCGACUGGACUUUAUUGAAGAACAUAUUUAGAAGGAAUUAUGACCAACUAAACAUAGAACAAUUCGACAGUUUUUUUGUUUUUUCAUUUAUUAACUUUAAUUUAAACAAAAUAAAUUUUCAUAAAUUAUUAUUUACAUUAUUAACAUAUAAUAAUUUAAUUCAUAGAGCAAAAUUUUCAAAUAAUUAUAAACAAACAAAAAAAAAAUUUAUCUAA